AGGAGGUCAGGGACGUACGGCAGCCAACGAGCCGCUGUACAAGGAGCAGGAAGGUAGGGAGCGGAAUGCUGCUGUCUGGGGCUCGUCCGGCGUUUAUAUACUCUCCCAAAGUAGAGGGGAUGGAGUUUCGCCUCGCCAGAGGCGGUAAGAAUCGUCUCGAUGCACGGAAGAUGGUGCGCCAUCGGUACCCUCCUUAUCUCCGCGGUCAGCUAGCUUUGCUGAUAGCCGAGCGUCUUUCAAUAAUAUCAUUAAUCAUUUUCUCGUCACAAUUUUACUUUGUGACAGUCGAUAGAACUGGCAACAUCAAGAUGAGAAAAAAAGAGGGCUCUGUGAUUCAUACUAUCAAAUCUGAUAGCGACCUUGCUAAACUAUCAGUGUUGGUUGCGAACGUUGAUCCAGGUAAUUCCGUUAAAUGAUUGGGUCAGCUCUACGGUUGAUAAGCUAAAAGCAACUUGCUCAGCUGGUCCUGAUGGUCCCCCUGCCUAUAUUAUUAAGGGUUGUAAGGAUAUUCUAGAACUUGCUGUUGGCUUUCCCCAUUGAUGGAACGACGACUUUCGAUUCGCAGGCACAGGUUGUAGGCUGUGGAAUGAUCUUCCAGCUACAGUCCGGGCCAUUGAUGGGCGUGAUCUCUUCGAGGCGGAGGUCAGACGGCUUUUGUUGGUGUAAGUUGGCUGGCAUUUGCAGCUUUAGUGGUGGGCUGUGUGAAUGUUUAUAAUACCUCUAUAAAUUUCAAUUCU
Nilaparvata lugens (brown planthopper) is the source of this 737-nucleotide messenger RNA. RefSeq lists its product as uncharacterized. Bases 66 to 416 code for a protein of 116 amino acids. Lineage: Eukaryota; Metazoa; Arthropoda; Insecta; Hemiptera; Delphacidae. The transcript has 2 exons. The record is from RefSeq and is a predicted model, not a curated record.